Messenger RNA from Rhea pennata, 3101 nucleotides. It is a transcript of the gene TMEM175, whose product is annotated as transmembrane protein 175. The record is from RefSeq and is a predicted model, not a curated record. Lineage: Eukaryota; Metazoa; Chordata; Aves; Rheiformes; Rheidae. The transcript has 10 exons. Bases 154 to 1512 code for a protein of 452 amino acids. Gene Ontology annotation, molecular function: proton channel activity; potassium channel activity.
GGCGGCGGGGCGGCGCCGGCAGUGGCGGCGCGGGGUCUGGGCCUGGGGCUGGAGCUGGAUGCGGCGCCGGAGCCGGAGCCGGGCAGCAGCACGCAGACGUCGCACCGGCUGCUGGCCUACAGCGACGCGCUGCUCUCCAUCAUCGCCACCGUCAUGAUUUUGCCUGUGGCUCACACGAAAAUACAUCCUGAUCAGAAACUAGAUGAAAGUAUUGAACAGCUCCUUCUAGCAAAAGUUGCAGUCUACUUGAUGACCUUCUUAAUAGUCACGGUGGCAUGGGCAGCUCAUGUAAGGCUAUUUCAGGUGAUAGAGCUCAUAGACGAUGUCCUUGCUCUUCUAAAUCUGGCUUGCAUGAUGAUCAUAACUUUCUUGCCAUAUACAUUUUCUUUAAUGGCCUCCUUUCCAGAUGUACCUUUUGGCAUUUUCCUGUUUAGUGUCUGUGCUGUUGUCAUUGGCCUUAUUCAGGCAGUUAUAGUAGUUUACGGAUUCUAUCACCCACACUUACUAAAUCAACAGAUACAAGUAUCUGAAAACCAGAACUUCUAUAAACGUCAUAUCUUAAAGAUUAUUUUAAGAGGACCAGUUUUGUGCUUCUUAGCAGCCAUUUUUUCUUUUUUCUUUAUUCCUUUGUCUUAUGUGCUGCUUGGCCUCGUUAUCGUUUUUCCACACCUCACUCGAUUCAUUACCUGGUGUAAAACCAAGAUUGUUGGCCAGAGAGAUGAAGAGGAACACAGAAGCUUAGAGACUUUCACAUUUUACCUCAGUGAGCCUCUGAGUAAGGAACGAGUAGAGGCAUUCAGUGAUGGAGUGUAUGCUAUCGUAGCAACCCUGCUUAUUUUGGAUAUAUGUGAAGACAAUGUUCCUGAUCCCAGAGAAGUUAAGGAAAAGUUCCAUGGCAGCCUCCUUGAAGCUUUAAGUGAAUAUGGACCUAACUACCUUGCCUACUUUGGCUCUUUUGUAACAAUUGGUCUUCUCUGGUUUGUCCACCACUCACUUUUCCUUUAUGUAACAAAGGCUACACGAUUAAUGGGACUGCUUAACAUACUGUCGUUGGCUUUCAUUGGAGGGCUUCCGUUGGCUUAUCAGCUAACCAGUGAAUUUGCAGAGAAGUCUCACAAUGAAAUAGAAGCCAUUCAGGUCAGCUGUGUUACCACUUUCUUUGCCAGCAUAUUUCAGUUUGCAAUAUGGACUACAGCCCUCCUCCAUGAAAGGGAAACUUUGCAUCCUUUUGCUAGAUAUGGUGGCAAGGAGCAUGCCUUCAUGUUUGCCAAGCUUGCCCUCUACCCAUGUGUGAGCCUUGGGGCCUUUUUUUUAACAUGCUGGUUAAGUGAAUUUAGCACAGCAAUUUUCCAUCUUAUGCAGAUUGUAAUCCCAUUUGCUUUUCUUGCCUUGCGCAUUUUUGUUAGAAUUUCCUUAACUGUCAUAAAGUCAGUGAUGUCUCUCUCCAGACAGAAGGUUGUGUUGCUAGAAGAGGAGGAGGCGUGUUUGUCUCCUAGUGAAACACUGUCUUAAAUUUCCAUGCAGCACACGUGAAAAUUUAACAUUACUUUAGUUCUAACUCGCAUGGAAUUAAUGUAUGGAUUAUAUUGAUUUAACACAAACUAAAGCUUGUGUUUAUCAUAAUUGGGGUGUAUAUAUAUACAUAUAUAUAUAUAUAUAUAUAUAUAUAGGUGAUGCUUAAGACCAUUUCUCCAAAAUACCUAAUUGGAAAAAGUUGGGUUAGUAGGAGAUAAAAAGAAAAGCAUGUUCUCCCUGUUUAAAAUCACCUCUUUGGUAAAAAUGCUGCUUGAAGUGUAACUGCACUGAUGAUCACUUCAGAAACGCACAAACAGAUGCUCAGCAAGAUGCCCUUUUUCUGGCAUGUGGAAGUUAUUGUGGCAGACAAACACAGGUAUAGCUAGCAGGUGAUUGUGCCGCUAUAUGAAGAGCGAAUGAUGCCUGACGACACGAGGGCUAUCUCUUGAGUUUCUGGAUGGUAAAUUGGUAGAACAUUUAUGCAUACAGAUUGUUGGGUUUUUGUUGAGGUUUUUCCUAUGGUUACACUGUCUCUUCUGCAAAGCAGCAGAGUUCUGAUGGUGUUUCAAAAGCUCCUUGCUUUUGAAUGACUCUAAGCAUGAGUUUAGGUAGGAGUUGCAAUUGUGACUGACAUGCAGUCUUCUCUACUCCCUUAACAGAUCCUUCUUCAGUUGUACUUGACUUUCUUUUUUUUUAAAGGAUGUAUUUAACAAAUGAGGAUUCCUGUGGCUACCUAUCCAAGGUUUGAACCAGAUCUGUAAUCUCCCAGGGAAGAAGCUUGGAAGAACUGUGGGACCACCAGUAAAUUUGUUUUGUGCUGUGAAACAAGCUGUCCCUUUGAAAAGGAAGAUUGGGAUUUCUCAGGGUUUUUACGUCUAUUCUUGUGCCUGUUGAAAGGAACCUCCUUGGAAAAGGUCAGCUUGAAGACUUGACUCAGGAGUUGUAAAGGUUAUGAGACUUUCUGCCACCUCUGAAAAUUCCCACUCAGGCCAAGGAGCUGAGUCUGUCCCUAUGCAGAGGUUAGCUGAGGAGUUAAUACAAUGAAUUCCUACAGAUUUUUGAGUUUCAUUAAAGGGUCUUAACCCAGUAGGAGUCUUAGUCCCUGGGAUAUUGGAGUUUUUAGGCAUGUAUGCAGCUGCUCCAACUUUUCCCUGCAUAGAGCUGCAUAGAAGGAGUAUGCAAAGUCAUCUGGGAUCUGGUUCCCUGGAAGGUUAUACAUUUCUUUUGGGCAGAGCCAUUAAUUUGUAUCUUGAACUUUCUUAGUGCCUGAUAAUUUUUCUGCCAUGUUCAGAAGUAUUUGCAGGAAUUUGUCCUAAAAAAAAUUGUAGCAAAGAACAGCUGUAGUAACUGUUAGUGAAGACACAAUCAAGGUUAUUUUCAGCCUGGAUCAGUCUGAAAGCACUUUUACUUUUGGUUUGAAACACCUUGGUAAGUUUAGUGUUAGGUACUUCAUGUAAAUCUUCAGAUAUUCUAGGGGUUUUAUACCUGGUUGAUGCUGAAGCGCUUGCAGUGGGGUUGUGCACUAUGUUCUGUCAUUCUGUCUGGAUUCUUGCGAUAAAUUUAAUAAAAGCACUUUGGGUUCUGUA